Molecule: messenger RNA, 3495 nt
Organism: Eucalyptus grandis
Lineage: Eukaryota; Viridiplantae; Streptophyta; Magnoliopsida; Myrtales; Myrtaceae
Exons: 5
Coding region: 1-3495 (1164 amino acids)
Molecular function (GO): nucleic acid binding; RNA-DNA hybrid ribonuclease activity
Source: RefSeq, a predicted model, not a curated record
AUGGCGAUCGACCUUAUAGUCAAGGAGAUGUCAGCAAUUGAAGUCAUGCGAGGGAACACAACGCCAGUCACGAUAGAAUUGCCACCUUGGGAGAAAUAUGGAGUGAUAGUGUUGGAGAAUCCUCCCAAAUUUGAUCCCAAAGCUGUACCUUGGGACUACGGAACAACUGAGGUGGACACUGUCACGCGAUCAGGCCGCUGUUAUGCCCCUGAUAAAGGAGUAGAAAAGAAGGCCGUGACGGAGGAGGAGGUAAAACAAUUCUUGGCUGUAGUAAAGUCUAGUGAGUUCAAUGUGGUGGAUCAGGAUAUUUUGCUUAAAGUCCUUAAUGAGGUGCACGUGCCGGAAUCAAUCGAUGAAGUCCAAUUGGAAGAGUUUGUUGGGGCCAUUCUACUAAAAGACCAAAUCUCCUUUACUGAUGAAGAUCUCCCCCCUGAGGGCCCUAAUCAUACCAAAGCGCUACACAUUUCGGUGAAGCAUGAGAGCACACUUGUUUGCAGAGUGUUGAUCGAUAAUGGUUCGGCACUCAAUAUAUGCCCAUUGGCUACACUCCACCGUCUUGGCGUUGAUCUUGGAAGAAUUCAUACUGGCAAGUCAACUAUUCGGGCUUUUGACGGGAUGAAGAAGGAGGUGAUAGGGGAAAUUGAACUUGAGCUGCUGAUUGGCCCUGUACUUUUCCAAAUCCCGUUCGAAGUGCUAGAUAUACCAAGCGCUUUUAAUUUUCUACUAGGGAGGCCAUGGAUCCACACGGCAGGCGCUGUUGCCUCCAGCCUUCAUCAAAAAGUACGAUUUGUGGUAGAUAACAGGCUUCUCACAGUCCAUGGAGAGUCUGACUUCAAGAUCUACCACGAGACAGCUAUCCCUUAUGUGGAGCCUGAAUGUACUGAGGAAUCCAGCUUUCAAACAUUAGAGCUAGUGUCUAUGAUUCAUGUGCCUACAUGCUCUUUCACAAGGAAUCCUGAAUUGUCUAGGCCAGCUAUAGCUGCGGGAAAAAUCAUGCUGGCAAGCGGAUAUAACCCUGCGGAGGGUCUUGGAUCGCAUGGUCAGGGUGUGCGAAAACCCAUUGAAGCUCGUAAAAACUUCAAAAGAAGAGGCUUGGGAUAUAUCGAGAAGCGGGGAGGCCAUAACAACCGAGGAAGCCGUGGAAGACAUAGGGGCCGAGGUAGCCGAGGUGGCCAAGGAGGCCAAGGCGGGUACAGAGACCAGAGUGAACGCAUUGCCCAGACUGAAGAGGACGAGGGCUAUCAAAGCCCGUUUUCCCUGUUGCUGGAGGAGACGUUUCCAGGACCUCCAAGGAUGUUGUUCGAGGAAGACGAGAAUAUCUAUGGUGUGACCGAGCUAUUCGAGGAGGAUGUCAUAUGCACCAUCUUGGCGUGCGAGGAAUCCGAGUCCUCUGAAGUCAUAACUAUCCCUCCAGAGCAUUACAUUAUGCAUAAUCAUGAUAAGGACGCAUGUGACUUAGAUGUGCAUGAAGAGAGUCCCUCAGGUUCUGAUGACAUGGACGACGAUGAUCAGAAGUGGAUCGAGCGUGAGUGGAAUCGACACGAAGAAUCGAAGCCGUUGACCGAAGAGCAAACAAUCACCAUAAAUCUGGGUGAUGUAGAGAAUGUCAAGGAGGUAAAGAUCGGAGCCUGUCUCUCAGAAUCAAAGGCAGAAAGGAUGACUAAUCUUCUGAAAGAGUAUCAAGAUGUGUUCGCCUGGACAUAUGCCGACAUGCCGGGAUUGGAUCCUGAAAUUGUGGAACAUGCUUUACCAAUAGACCCCAAUAUGCCACCCAAGAAGCAAAGACUCAGGAGAAGUAAACCAGAGUUGUCCAAGAAGAUUGAAGAAGAAGUGAUGAAACUACUAAAAGUAGACUUUAUUGAAGUGACUCGUUACCCUGAUUGGGUAGCAAAUAUCGUGCCCGUAAUGAAGAAAGAUGGGCGAAUCAGGGUGUGUGUUGACUAUCGCGACUUGAAUCGAGCAAGUCCCAAGGACGACUUUCCGCUCCCACAUAUCGAUGUUUUAGUUGAUAGUACAGCGGGAUUUGAGUUAUUCUCCUUCAUGGAUGGCUUUUCCGGAUAUAACCAAAUUCAUAUGAAGGAGGAAGACAGAAGCAAAACAUCAUUCAUAACUCCUUGGGGAACUUUCUGCUACAAAGUGAUCCCUUUCAGUCUAAAGAAUGCUGGGGCAACGUAUCAGAGGGCCAUGGUCACGUUAUUCCAUGACAUGAUGAACAAGGAAAUCGAAGUAUACGUCGACGACAUGAUUGCGAAAUCGAGACGUGGUGAAGAUCAUGUUAAAGUCUUGCGAAGGUUGUUUGAACAUCUUCGGAAGUUCAAGUUGCGCCUCAAUCCCGCAAAAUGCGUUUUUGGAGUGAAAUCUAGGAAACUAUUAGGAUUCACGGUUAGUAAUAGGGGCAUAGAGAUUGAUCCGUCGAAAGUUAAAGCCAUUUGCGACUUACGACCCCCGACUACCAUCAAAGAAGUCCGCAGCCUAAUGGGACGACUUAAUUAUGUGGCGAGAUUCAUUUGUCAGUUGUCUGAAACGGCGAAGCCAUUCUUCAAGCUCAUGAAAAAGAAUGCAAAGAUCGAGUGGAAUGCCGAGUGCCGGGGUGCCUUUGAGAAGAUAAAACAUUAUCUCACUCAUGCACCAGUCUUAGUGCCCCCACUCCCUAAAAUUCCCCUGAUUUUGUACUUAACCAUACAUGACGAGUCAUUGGGAGCUAUGUUAGCCCAGAAGAGACCAAAUGAUGGGAGAGAAUGCACAAUAUACUACUUGAGCAAGAAGUUCACUGUUUCCGAGAUGAACUAUACGGAAGUUGAGAGAACUUACGUGGCUUUAAUUUGGGUCUUGCACAGGCUACGGUAUCUCUUAGAGAAGCCGACUUUGGUGGGGAAGUUGGCCAAAUGGCAAAUCUUAAUUUCUGAGUUUGAUGUUCAAAGCUUGGGACAAAAGUCUGUUAUAGGUCGAGCCAUAACAGACAUGUUGGCAGAAAAUUCUGAGAGAUCCAGAGCAUCUAAUGAGGAUAGUGAUGCAGAAGAGCGAAUUUUACUUGUAUCAAGCGACAAAUGGACGAUGUACUUUGAUGGUGCGGUUAACUUAGCCGGGUCAGGUAUUGGGGCAGUUCUUAUCUCCCCGGAUGGACAACAUUACCCCGUCGCUGCUAAAUUGACGUUCCCUUGCACGAAUAACAUCGCUAAAUACGAAGCAUGCGUUCUUGGCCUCCAAGCCGCCGUCGAUAUGAAAAUUCAGAAGUUGCAAGUUUAUGGCGAUUCAACCCUUAUCAUCUUACAGACUGAAGGGGCAACUCCUUUCUCACUAGUAUACGGGAUGGAGGCAGUCUUGCCUGUUGAAGUUGAAGUCCCUUCUUUAAGGAUCCUUUCUCAAUCUACGCUUGAUGAGACUGAGUGGAUACAACAGAGGCAUGAGCAGUUAAACAUGAUCGAUGAGAAGAGAUUGCAAGCUAUGUGUCAUGGUCAGUGCUAUCAGAGACGAGUCGCAAAAGUCUUCAACUGA